This is a messenger RNA of Hyalella azteca, 684 nucleotides long. RefSeq lists its product as uncharacterized. The transcript is spliced from 3 exons. The record is from RefSeq and is a predicted model, not a curated record. The annotation marks the transcript as partial. NCBI's taxonomy places the organism in Eukaryota, Metazoa, Arthropoda, Malacostraca, Amphipoda, Hyalellidae.
ACAUAUGGAUCUCAAAAAUUUUCGUACCUCACUUUCUCAUUUCUGUCUGCAGUAUAAUGUGGGUGGAGCGUUUAACAUCUUAAAGUUAACUUGGACGGGAAAAUUGAAACAUAUUACUUUGACGUAUCGCCCAAGAAACGUAGGGUCAGUCAUUGUAACUGCAUCUUCAACGUUGGACGUUUUCCCAACGUUCUACCACGCAGACGUACAUAGCCCCUAUCCGUCAUUGCAACGAUUGUCACAUCCCAUCACUCCAGGUAUGCACGAGUUCAUUGACGUGGUCGUGUCUGAUACCGACACGGCCAGUUUACGGAGCGUCACCUCCGUAGAGUUGACACCCCACGCCAGCCCAGACUCCGCCCACGCCUUGCCGCUACCAACCGCGUCGCCGCGUCCCAACACAUUCGUCAUACUCAACGACUCCAGCGCCAUGCCACAGGGGCCGUUCAGCGUCGUCUACAGUGCACAGGACUCUGACGGCGGAGAGCUUGUCCGCAUAAGUCAGCAGCUAGUGAAGCCGUCCGAGUCUCGCUUGAGCCUGAACAGCGGACGUGAGGUGUGGGGCAAACCAGGGACCAAACUCCCGGUUCACUUCAGCCUCAUCAACACCGCUGACUCGGACGACACCUUUGCCCUGAGUGCUGCUGACGCUCUGGGGUACUCCAUUAGACUACCUCGGAGAAG